Chenopodium quinoa (quinoa) is the source of this 1507-nucleotide messenger RNA. RefSeq names its product fasciclin-like arabinogalactan protein 21. Bases 105 to 1319 code for a protein of 404 amino acids. The transcript has a single exon. NCBI's taxonomy places the organism in Eukaryota, Viridiplantae, Streptophyta, Magnoliopsida, Caryophyllales, Amaranthaceae. The record is from RefSeq and is a predicted model, not a curated record.
CCGUCACCUGAAUCCACACUCCCACCAUUUCCUCAUUCUUACAACUCAAACCCUUUUCUCUCUGUCUAGAAAACUUUCUCUCUCCUCCUUUGAAGCUCUCAACAAUGGCGUCUCAAUUUCAGGUCGUCAUUAUCCUCUUAGCAAUUCUCACCUCUGUUUCACACAUUUCCGCCAUUGAUACAACCUCCUCCACCUUCACAUUCUCAUCAUCUUCCUCCUCACCUUCACCUUCUUCGCCGCCAUUUCCGUUCUCCUCCUCCGAAGCUCUGAAUCAACCUCAGUUUCUCUCUAAUCUCACCACCAUCACCAAAAUCCUCAGCGAUCUCGGCUUCCACGAGCUUGCAACAGCGUCACACUCGCUUUCUCUCUCCUCCGCCUCGCACCUCCCGUGGCUCGGCCCUAUCACAAUCUUCGCUCCGGUUGACUCCUCGGUUCGCGCCUGUCCUUCGUGCUCGCUCGCUCUGCUUCUGCAAGAGCACACCGUCUCAGGCUUGUACCCCAGCGAUUACCUCAAUCGCCUCAUUUUCGGCACGAAAAUAGAGACGAUUCUCCCCGGCCGCUGCCUUACCGUCACCUCCGCCGCUAACGCCACCGCAAUCUCCAUCAGCGGCGCUCAGAUCACUCGUCCAAACCUCUACAUCGGCGACCACGUCAUCAUCCACGGCCUUCAAGGCUUCAUCUCUCACGUCUCGCCGUACUCCUGCUCAAUGGACAAGAUGACGUCUCUCAAUCUUCCUCAUCCUUCCCCUGCCAUGGCGCUCAACCGCGUGAUGCUCGCGGAGGCGAUGAUCCGUCUCCGAGUGAGCGGUUACAGCGUCCUCGCACUUGCGAUGCGUAUCAAGUACGCUGAGCUUGUAACUCUACACAACAUGACGAUCUUCGCCGUCGACGACUCCACAAUCUUCCACGGCGGCCACUCCUACGUUCACAGCAUCAGAUUCCACGUAAUCCCUAACCAAAUGCUAAAACUCGCCGACCUCGAAUCUCUCCCGGUGUCGACGGUUUUUCCGACGCUAGAAUCCGGCGAAACUCUCACAAUCACCACCCCUGGCGGCGGCGGUGUGAUGUCUCCGGUAAGAAUCAACUACAUCAAAAUCAAGUACCCUAACCUAAUCUACAAUUCCAAGCUUGUUAUUCAUGGACUCGCUUCUCCUUUUCCUCACCUUCGUCAAUCGAUUGCUGUUAGUACUAGACGGUCAGGAUCUAGUGUGGGAGAUUCCACUUCUGUUGAUGUGCGUCAAUCUACUGAGCCUGCUGCUCCUUCUCCUGUGAUGAAAUCAGUUGUUGAGAUGAUUGAUGAUAUUCAUCAAGGUCUGUGAUCUGUUCAUCUUCUUAGUCCACUAAACUUGAUGAAUUAGGUCUAUUUUCUGUUAAUUGCUGUUUUAGCCUGAUUUUAGGGUUACUAAUAAUCUUUGUUUUUAGUCUGAAAUGAGUGUAAAUAUCGGAUGUAAUUUGAUUUCUAGUUGAAGAAAUCUGUUGUUAAAUUUUGAUAGAAAUGAAGUUUUGU